Molecule: messenger RNA, 1671 nt
Organism: Metarhizium album ARSEF 1941
Lineage: Eukaryota; Fungi; Ascomycota; Sordariomycetes; Hypocreales; Clavicipitaceae
Product: 5'-nucleotidase precursor
Exons: 2
Coding region: 1-1671 (556 amino acids)
Biological process (GO): nucleotide catabolic process
Molecular function (GO): hydrolase activity
Source: RefSeq, a predicted model, not a curated record
AUGCGACAUAGCGUCACGAUGCAGAUGGCCGUGACACUGGCCGUGUUGGCACUUGGCCCUGCUGCCCUCGCCGACGAUGUUCUCUACAGCAGUCGCCUCUCGAGGCGCGGCCUGCUCCAGAACGGCAACUACAAUCUCACCAUAUUCCACGUCAAUGACGUCCACGCACAUCUGGACCAGUACUCCGGAAACGGCGCAGAGUGUAAAGACGGCACCAGAGGCUGCGUCGGGGGCUACGCCCGCAUCAAGACCAAGGUCGAUGAGCUGCGCGGCGAGAACCCCGACCAUCUGUUGCUCGACGCCGGCGAUGAAUUCCAAGGCACCCCGUUCUACACCUUCUAUGGUUGGGUCAAGAUUGCCGAGAUCCUCAACGACCUCAAGGUCGAUGCCAUUACCCUUGGCAACCACGAAUGGGAUGGAGGCGACGACAAUCUCGGCAACUUCUUGGGGAACUUGACUUUCCCCGUCGUCUCCUGCAACGUCCAGAGCACUGUCAAAAGCUUGAACGAGACCAUCAAGAACUACCACAUCUUCGAAAAGUACGAUGUUGCUGUCAUUGGCGCCACGACCGAGACAACGCCCAACAUUGCCAACGUCGGCAAGGGAACCACCUUUCUCGACCCGAUUCCAGAGGUUCAAAGGGCCAUCUACGAGAUCCGCAACACGACCAAGGUCAAGCGUAUCAUCGCCCUCACUCAUCUAGGCUACGAAGUCGACCAGAAGCUGGCACGGCAGACCGAGGGCCUCUCGCUCAUCAUCGGCGGCCACAGCCACACGCUCCUGGGAGACAUGGACAAGGCCGAGGGCAAAUAUCCCACCAUCAUCAAGGACAAGAGCGGCAACGAGGUCUUUGUCGUCACCUCGUACCGAUGGGGCGAGUACCUGGGCGCGAUUGAAGUGACCUUUGACGAGAGCGGCAGAGCCCUGUCCUAUCACGGAUCACCCAUCCACAUGGACAACACCACGGCCCUGGACAAGGGCCUCGACAGAAAAAUCACCGCCUGGAGGGGCCCCUUUGAGAAGUUCGCCGCCCAAGUCAUUGGCAGCACAAGCCACGUCCUGGACCAGACGACGUGCCAAAAGCGCGAUUGUCUGCUGGGCCAAGUCGUGGCGGAUGCCAUGUUGGAAUACCGCCUGAGCCAGACGACCAACGGCGCUGGCGACAAGCCCGAUUUCGCCAUCAUCAAUGCCGGCGGCGUUCGAGCGACCAUUGGCCAGGGCAACAUCACCCGCGGACAAGUCAUCACUGCCUUCCCGUUUAGCAACGCCGUCACGCAGCUGAAGUACUCUGGGGCCGAUCUGCGCAAGACUCUCGAGGGCUGCGUGUCCCGCGUCAACCAGUUUAAUCAAAGGAAGACGUCGUCCUGGUUCCAGGUCUCUAGCAACAUCGUCAUCGAGUACAACGAGAGCAGAGACGUUGGAUCUCGGUUGGUCAACGUCAUCAUUGGCGGAAAGGCGCUCGACGACAAGGCCGAGUACAACGUUGUUACGGUCGACUUCGUCGCCGGCGGCGGCGACAACCUCUUGAAACCUGGUGCCGAGCUCGUGACUCUCGAGACUCUCGACCAGGUGCUCGUCGCGUACAUCAGGGAGCACACUCCGCUUCGGAACGCUCUGCAGAAGCGUGUCGUCCAACGGCGCUGCGAGAGAGGGCACGGGAGAGGAGAGUGA